Messenger RNA from Saprolegnia parasitica CBS 223.65, 1179 nucleotides. RefSeq lists its product as hypothetical. The transcript has a single exon. The record is from RefSeq and is a predicted model, not a curated record. The coding region runs from base 25 to 1137 and encodes 370 amino acids. NCBI's taxonomy places the organism in Eukaryota, Oomycota, Saprolegniomycetes, Saprolegniales, Saprolegniaceae.
CGCGCUUUAAAGUAUUGUGCACGAAUGGACGCGCUUCUGUCGACGCCCGAGACGGACGACGACGUGUCGACGCAGCUCGCAGCGCCCAAGCGGUCGCCGUACCAGCGCUACAUGGACCGGCAGCACGCCGAGGCCGCGUCGCUCCAGCGCCAAGUGACCGAGCUCCGGGGCCAGCUGCGAGCGCUCGCCACCGCCCGCGAGCUCGCGGACGCAGCCCACCCCGCGACGAGCGAGUGGGCGCGCCUCGCCAAGGCGGAGCGCAAGCGCCUCUGCGAAAGCAGGACCGACAACCGUCGGCUCAAGGUCGCCGUGAAAGAGUAUACCGAGCACGCACAGGCGCUCGCGCUGCUCAUCGGGAAGACACCGCGCCCGCUCGUCGUGGCGAUGGACCCGAACGACCAGUGGAAGCAUUUGCGCCUCGGCGCGGACCCGCUCCUGCGCUACUCGGGCUACCACGCGAUGGCAGACCGCGAGCGCCACCAUUUACGCAGCGCCUUCUUGGAGGCGGGCCUCGUCGAGUCGCGAGCCGUGCCCCACUCGUUCGAGACGCGCGUCUUCCACCAAACGCUCGAGAUCCAAGCCCGCGUCUGCGUCCGGCUACCUCGUCGCUUCGACACGCCCAUGGACUUUGAGAUCAUGACCCGUGUCAUCUGGGACAUUAUGAGCGGAAACGUUAUCGUUGCGUCGCCGACCGGGUACCGCGAGGUGCUCACCAAGGUUGACGACACGAUAACAUACAUUACGACCAAGCGCCACUACACGCUGGGCUCCAGCGUUCGCAACGUCAUCGUCAAGCGGUACAUGGAGGCAAACCGGUUCGUCCUCGUGUGGCGAAGCGUCGAAGACGACGAGCUCUUUCCUUUUGAAGACGGCAGGGACGUCGCGCGCGAAGUCGGCUGGAUGCUCCUCGAGCCAUGCGAGUCUGGCUUCCUCUUCAAGGUCUUCACCAAGCUCCAGCCAUUCACGUCCGGGCACGACUGCUCGCCAGACGAGAUUCGAACGUACAUGCAAGAUCUGCACGGUGCGUCGCGGAACGAGCUGCGCAUGUUCCUCCUCGAAGCCGACAAGCAGUUUACCGCGCACCAGCGAGCGGCGUUUGCCGAGAAAAAGUCAGCAGCCAGUGCCGCCUAUGGCUGACGAGAUACGUUUACAAGUCAUCAAGUGUCUUUGUCUGUAGCA